UUCACACUGCUGACAGAAAGCUCACAGACUCUCUAUAAACAUCCACAGCAUGAACCUUUUAAUGCUUCAUGUGUUUGCUGUCAUAUUCCUCAGUGUUUCUGAAAUCCAUUGUAAGUCUCACCCUAAACCUUCAUGUGGAUAUCCUCCUUCCCAAUGGUGCAGGUCUUUGGAGAUUGCUAUAGAAUGUGGGGUGAGGAAACAGUGUAUGGAAUUGAAUGCGACCCGGCCAGACCCAUUGGUUCCUCCCGUAGAGGUUACUCUGUACUAUGAGAGUCUGUGUCCUGGAAGCAGAGCUUUCCUGACGGAGCAACUCUUCCCAACCUGGACUUUACUGAAAGACAUAAUGAAAGUUAACUUGGUGCCCUUUGGAAAUACUGAGGUGCUUCCUGAACAGAAUUCAUUCUCUUGUCAACAUGGAGAGUCAGAGUGCUACGCUAACAUGGUGGAGGCAUGUGUUUUACAUACAGCUGGUCAUGCUGCAUUGCCCGUCAUUUACUGCAUGGAGUCGUCUGCGGAUGUACUAAAAUCGGCUAAGCCUUGUUUGCAGCUCGGUGCACCAUUAGUUAAAUGGGGAGCCAUAGAGUCCUGUGCAAGAGGACAGCUUGGCCACAGAUUGAUGCAUGAGAAUGCAGUGAGGACACAGGCUCUCAAACCAGGACACACUCAUGUGCCCUGGGUCACGUUCAAUGGGGAAUACACGAGUGAAUGGGAAGACAAGGCUAUGUCCACUCUCUUCAGCCUUGUAUGCAAAUUGUACAAAGGAAUAAAGCCACCAGCCUGCACUGGAGCCCUGAAAAAACUGAACCGAAGCUUUUGCUAUAAGGAGUGAGGAAUGCUACACAUUAGUUUUUGUGUUUAGAAAAAGCUAAAUGUAUAAUGCUGUAGCUUAAACAAACUUUUGUUAAAUUAAAGGUUAAGUGUGUAAUUUCUGCUCCACUAGCAUCACCAAAUGGAACUGCAAAUAUGAUGACUGUUUUCAAACAUAUUUUCCUGAACACUCCCCUGUCUUCCAUUGGUCGGGUGAACAUAAAGUCCAAUCCUAAACUCACAGUUGAGCCAAAGGACUACUUGCAAAACUGCUUCUGCUUUCUACUUAGUGCGGCUCAGGCGUUUCCACUAACAAUGUUCAGCGCACAUACAUGCAGAGAUUUAUUCAUGGGAAGGAAGUUUAUUCCUACUUUUUAGGGCUGUCAGUUGAUUAAAACAAUAAAUCCUGUUUUUGCACGUGUUUGUCUGGUCUCUCCUGUCACACAUGGAUCGUGUAGUUGUUUCAUUCAAAGAGCGCAGAUGCCCUUUUAAAAAUGAUUUGUGGUUAAAUGUCUGCUGCAGACCUCUGUGUGAGGAGAAAAGUUUAAAUUAAUUAAAGCUUUGAAAACUGUUUUUCCACUGAACUUUGAAGACACUGUACACAGUAAUGUUCAGAAUAUUUAUUCUCAUGUCUCUGAAAUUGUCUGGACAUUAAAAUCACCUUCUGAACAAUCAUUUUAAGUGGUAUUUCAGGAAUUAGGCAACUACAGCACAUUGUAAACUCAUAUAACCAGAAACUAGCAAACUGCAUUAUUUAAAAGGAGAAGUAUGUCAUGAAGCACACUGCAAGUAGUUCAUAUUGCUUUGGGCUGGUUGGAAUCCUCAAAAUAGCACAACAGUGUUUUGAUAGCACUGCAGUCACAGUGUUUACACUUUUCAGGGGAAUCGACCUUCUAAUGCUUUACAUAUUGUUGUCUCUGCAUAUAAAGCAAGGAUUGUUAAAAAGUUCAUGCGUCACCUUUAAGGUUUUUGUGUGUGUGACUUGAAAAAUUAAUAUUGUAUCUUUACUAAUGUAGCUAUCCAUUUAAUUAAA
Molecule: messenger RNA, 1840 nt
Organism: Myxocyprinus asiaticus (Chinese sucker)
Lineage: Eukaryota; Metazoa; Chordata; Actinopteri; Cypriniformes; Catostomidae
Gene: ifi30b
Product: IFI30 lysosomal thiol reductase b
Exons: 7
Coding region: 50-829 (259 amino acids)
Cellular component (GO): lysosome
Molecular function (GO): oxidoreductase activity, acting on a sulfur group of donors, disulfide as acceptor
Source: RefSeq, a predicted model, not a curated record